AUGUAUGGCGUGCCCGAGAACUUCUUGGAGGUGGAAGUGAAGAAUGCGAUGACGCAUGGCUUUGGGCGGAAGCAGUACACGGACUACGAGAUCGUCACGAGGACCAACAUCCCUGCGUUCAAAGUGCGCUUCUCAUCUGUCCGCCGACGCUACUCCGACUUUGAAUACUUCCGGGACAUCCUGGAGCGCGAGUCGAACCGGGUCAACAUCCCCGUGCUGCCUGGCAAAGUGUUCACGAACCGCUUCAGCGACGAGGUGAUCGAGUCGAGGAGGGAGGGCCUCGAGCGCUUCUUGCAGAUCGUCGCUGGUCAUCCUCUUUUGCAAACCGGGAGCAAAGUCUUGUGCGCAUUCCUACAAGAUCCCAAUUUCGAUCGCUCGCAGUGGAUGUAA
Tilletiaria anomala UBC 951 is the source of this 390-nucleotide messenger RNA. Its product is annotated as sorting nexin-3. Gene Ontology annotation, biological process: endocytic recycling; late endosome to Golgi transport. NCBI's taxonomy places the organism in Eukaryota, Fungi, Basidiomycota, Exobasidiomycetes, Georgefischeriales, Tilletiariaceae. Gene Ontology annotation, molecular function: phosphatidylinositol-3-phosphate binding. Bases 1 to 390 code for a protein of 129 amino acids. Gene Ontology annotation, cellular component: early endosome membrane; retromer complex. The transcript has 3 exons. The record is from RefSeq and is a predicted model, not a curated record.